Hyaena hyaena (striped hyena) is the source of this 1364-nucleotide messenger RNA. It is a transcript of the gene SGCA, whose product is annotated as sarcoglycan alpha. Gene Ontology annotation, cellular component: sarcoglycan complex; membrane. The transcript has 10 exons. The record is from RefSeq and is a predicted model, not a curated record. Bases 14 to 1165 code for a protein of 383 amino acids. Gene Ontology annotation, molecular function: calcium ion binding. NCBI's taxonomy places the organism in Eukaryota, Metazoa, Chordata, Mammalia, Carnivora, Hyaenidae.
GGCCAGGGCAGCCAUGGCAGCAGCACUAAUCUGGAUUCUUCUCCUUGUGGGGCUGGGGGACACAGACACCCAGCAGACCACCCUUCAGCCUCUGGUGGGCCGCGUCUUUGUACACACCUUGAACCAGGAAGCCUUCCCGAGUCUGCCUGAGCACUUCGAUGUCCCGCCCACCGUCCCUAUCACCUACCACGCCCACCUCCAGGGACACCCAGACCUGCCUCGGUGGCUCCGCUACACCCAGCGCAGCCCCCACCACCCUGGCUUCCUCUACGGCACCCCCACCCCAGAAGAUCGUGGGCGCCAGGUCAUCGAGGUCGUAGCCUACAAUCGGGACACCUUUGACACCACCCGGCAGAGGCUGGUGCUGUUGAUUGGGGACCCAGAAGGACCCCUGCUGCCUUACCAGGCGGAGUUCCUAGUCCGCAGCCACGAUGUGGAGGAGGUGCUGCCCUCGACGCCCGCCAGUCGCUUCCUCACAGCCUUGAGAGGGCUCUGGGAGUCAGGGGAGCUCCAGCUUCUCAACAUCACUUCUGCCUUGGACCGUGGGGGUCGCGUCCCCCUUCCCAUCGAGGGUCGCAAGGAAGGGGUUUACAUCAAGGUGGGCUCUGCCUCACCCUUCUCCACCUGCCUGAAGAUGGUGGCAUCUCCCGACAGUCACGCUCGCUGUGCCCAGGGCCAGCCUCCGCUUCUGUCCUGCUACGACACCUUGGCACCUCACUUUCGCGUAGACUGGUGCAAUGUGUCCCUGGUGGAUAAGUCAGUCCCGGAGCCUGCAGACGAGGUGCCCACCCCCGGCGAUGGGAUCCUGGAGCAUGACCCGUUCUUCUGCCCACCCACUGAGGCCACGGCCCGAGACUUCCUCACUGAUGCGCUGGUCACCCUCCUGGUGCCACUGCUGGUGGCUCUGCUGCUCACGGUGCUGCUGGCCUACAUCAUGUGCUGCCGGCGGGAGGGACGGCUGAAGAGAGACCUGGCCACUUCUGACAUCCAGAUGGUCCACCACUGCACAAUCCGCGGGAACACGGAGGAGCUCCGGCAGAUGGCCUCCAGCCGAGAGGUGCCCCGGCCGCUUUCCACGCUGCCCAUGUUCAACGUGCGCACGGGCGAGCGGCUGCCGCCCCAGGUGGACAGCGCCCAGGUGCCCCUCAUCCUGGACCAGCGCUGAGGGCACACCCAGACCAGGCGUCAUCCUUUCUCUCCCGAUGCACAGAGCAGCUGGCCCACGGCCACAUCCUUCCUCCUGAUUCCGGCUCCUGGCCUCACAGCUCCCAGGCUUGGAAUGAGCAGAGAGACGGCAGCGGGGAGGUGAGGGCGUCUUAGGUCACAACCUCCCUGAAAUAAAGAGCUGCUGCGCUGCUCACCUA